Trachymyrmex septentrionalis is the source of this 3659-nucleotide messenger RNA. RefSeq names its product protein Tob1-like. The transcript is spliced from 3 exons. Lineage: Eukaryota; Metazoa; Arthropoda; Insecta; Hymenoptera; Formicidae. The record is from RefSeq and is a predicted model, not a curated record. The coding region runs from base 961 to 2448 and encodes 495 amino acids. Gene Ontology annotation, cellular component: cytoplasm; nucleus. Gene Ontology annotation, molecular function: transcription corepressor activity. Gene Ontology annotation, biological process: regulation of gene expression.
UCUCUCUCUCUCCCCUCUCUCCCUCUCUCUCUCUCUCUCUCUCUCUACCUCUCGCGCACUGGAGGACUCAGAAGGAGAGAGACACCCACGUAACUGCGAACACAGCGCGCACAGGUACGCGAGAGGGGGCAGCCGCGCGAGGUGUGUGCAUUGUGUGCGUGUGUGUACGUAACGUGUACGCGUGCGCGCGCGACGAGUUCCCUUUUCAGUGCCUCGCGCGCCGCGGAGUCGCCGCGACCUCGUCGUCGAGUUGCCACGUUCGCCGAAGGCCGAAGAGCAGUUUAAUCGGGUGGAGUGAUAGGAGAAGAGAGGAGAGAGCAGCAGCGAGUCCACCGACGUUUCCGUGCAUCCACUCAGCAUCCCGCAUCAGCGCACUCUUUUCUUUUUCCCCAUUUAUUUUAUCCUUCUCCCCCUCUCCCCCCACUCCCCCUUUUUUUUAUUACUUUCGUACGGGCCAACUCGACGCGUGUGGAAUUACUCCUAGUGGGAACGUACUCGCGCCGCCGAAUCGACCUGUCCGCCCCACGUCUUCGACGCGAGUGUUCGAGGAGAGUGUUUUGAACGAGGAAAGGAAGUUCCGGAAGUUUACUCGGGGACCCCCCGUUUCUCGCGGUGUGGAUAAGUCGCGGUACAGGAGCGGAAAUUGAUGAAGGGAACGACUCCACUUCUCGUCCUCGGAUAACGGAGAACGAGCGACGCGUGUAUCGAGAAACACAUCUUCGGACACUCACGAUUUGUGACUCACAAGACGGGGUAGUCUGCGCGCACUGAAAAAUCGACCGCCGAGUCGUGGAGCGUCGGCAGUAUCCGGAAGUUUCGUUAGCCAGGCGUGUACCACCAUCCAGAACAAUCCCCCGCCCGUGGCAAGACGGCCGAUCGUGCGGACGUCCUCGGUGUUAUCCCGGCGCGGCCGCUACGUGCGACGACAACAGCCCAAAGAUUCUCCCACCGAAGGCCAAGAUGCACAUCGAGGUGCAGGUGGCGCUUAACUUCGUGAUAUCGUAUCUCUACAAUAAACUGCCGCGUAGACGAGUCAACAUCUUCGGCGAAGAGCUCGAGAAGGCGCUCAAGGACAAGUUCAAAGGCCACUGGUAUCCGGAGAAGCCGUUCAAGGGCUCGGCGUUCAGGUGCCUCAAGACCGGUGAUCCGGUCGACCCGGUGCUGGAGCGCGCCGCGAAAGAGAGCGGUGUGCCGAUCCAGGAUAUCCUGGAGAAUCUGCCAGCCGAGCUCGCCGUCUGGGUUGAUCCUGGUGAGGUGAGCUACCGUAUCGGCGAGCUGAACGCCGUGAAGAUUCUCUACUCGGAGACCGGCGAUCCGCACGACGAGACCUCGGCCGAUCGCGAGGUCACCAAGACCUUCAAUCCCGAGGCGCAGUGCUUCAGGCCGAUCGAAGCUGUAAGCACGUCCUUGAGCGGUCUCAGCCUCAGUCCGAAAUCAACCUCGCCGUUUUCGAGCUCCCUCGGCAGCAACGCCAGCAACGGCUCGUCCAACAACCAGCAGAACGGCCACGGAUCCGGUUCCUCGUCUGCGCCCUCACCCACGCCCAUCACCAGCUCCUUCAAGGGCUCGCCCAGCCCCGUACCGGCCUUCAUCCCGCGUACCACCGCCCCGCUCACCUUUACCACCGCUACCUUCGCCCAGACCAAGUUCGGCAGCACUAAGCUCAAAACUAGCAGCAAACGCGCCAACAGGAUGUCACCCACUGAGUUCUCGAACUAUAUAAAGCAGCGCGCAGCGAUGCAGCAGCAGAUUCACCAUCACCACCAUCAUCAGCAGCAGCAACAGCAGCAUCAGUCGCAGCAGCAGCAGCAGCAGCAGCAGCAGCAGCAGCAGCAGCAGCAGCAGCAGCAACAGCAGCAGCAACAGCAGCAGCAACAGGCGACCGCGGUUGGUGCAGGAUUGCCGGUCUCCCAGAGCUCGCCGCGCAGUCGUAGCCUAUCGCCCGGUAGCAUAGUCGCCGGCGCUGGACAGCAACAUACGGACCCGAGUGCGUACUUCUUCCAACAUGGCCCAGCCGCGGCCGCGGCGGCGUACCACGCGCAGUUCCCCCAUCGCAACAUCUUCGACUCGUCGGCGAGCCACGGUGGCUACCUGCCGGCCGAUCUCUACGCCGGCACGAAAUUCCCAUCGUCGUACCUCGACCCGACCACCCUGGCUGGCCAUCAGUUCUACGGCGGCGGCAUGAACGGCGCUGGCGCCGGUACCGGCGGCGCUGUAAACGGCACCAACGGCGCCGGAGCCGGUACUCAGGGCGCCGGUAGCGCCGGCGCCGGUAAUCUCGGUCCAAUCGGCUCGGCGACAACCAACGGCAACGUCAACGGUGGCGCGACCGCCGCGGCGCAGCAGCAGGACAAGAGUGCCCUGGUCGAGGGCCUCAACAACUUCGGCCUCGGCUCGGUCGCACCCUAUCCGGCCAGCCAAUAUCAGCACUUGCUCGUGGCCAACUAAUACCUCGCGCGUGCACAUGAGAUCGUCGACAAAACCGCCGCCACGCCCCGUGGCGGCGGUAACAGCGUUUUCGUUUUCGGUGCCGCUGGUCCGGUGACGAACAAAAAGGAGAGAAGGAGGCCUCCGUCGCCUCCGAGACUCCGUCGUCGAGACGUUGUCCAGAAUUGUCCGGCUUCUUAAAGAUGACGGACCGUCCGUCACAGUCGCCGAGUCAGUACCACUCUAUCUCUCCUCCCUUAAUCAGAAUACACUGGUUAAUGGUAUUCACGAUACCGACUUGUUCUCUCCCGCGAAUUCCUAUUCAGAACGCUUCUCAGAACGCUCUUUCGUUCGAUCUUUCCUAAUCCAACAAGUGUCCGAGGUAUUCUGUACAUACAUUAUUGAUACAUUAUUGAUUGUCGCUGAACGGAGGAGAGAUAGAGAAUGAGCAGAGAAAGAAAGAGAGAGACAGCCGCCGAACGAUCAGCACCGACGACGAAAGCGAUCGAGAAUGAGGAAAGAAGGCGCGACGGAAAACGGGAAUAGAAAGAAAGAGAGAAAGGAAGGAAGAGAUGUGUAUGCGUGUGGAGAUGAUGCGUCUGAGGUACGUCUGAUUGCGAUAUAACGUGUGCGUGCGGAAACGGUUUUAGGCACGGUGGAGAGAAGAGAGGAGACGGAAGGAAGCGGCUAACGGCUAACGAGAGCGUGUAUAUGUGUUAAAACCCGAUAAGGACUCGAUUGGCGAUGGCGCGAGACGCUCGUUCGAGACGGAAGCCAUCGUGUGGCUACCUACAAUACACGCAUACAUACACAACACACAUAAACGCGCUCAAAGGUAUACGGCAUGCAUGUAGCGCACCGGCGGACAUUCGAACGACGCGUCGAGCGCGCAUCUAGGACAGUAAAGAUACACUCGACACAUUAUAAGAAUAACACACACACACACACACACACACACACACACACAUAUACAUAUUAUACCGAUCUUCCCGUAUAUACAUCCCGUAUAACAUACAAUACGAAUCCACGCGGGUACACGUAGACCUUUCACAUACAUAACAUGCGAGCAUCAUCCAUGCACGAGAUGACACACACACGUAUGUAUUAACGAAACAAAAAAAAAAAAGAAAAAGAGGAAAACCAUAUAUACGCGACACUGACCCACACAGAUAUUACCAACGUGUAAUAAUUUAUUUUUUCACUGGUAUAUAGUCGGAGAAUUAAAUAAUGAA